AUAUCCACACGCUAAAACCACUCCCACUCACUCACAGCCAGUCACUCUUAGCACAUAGCAAAAGCCAACAGGUUUCUUUCUUUUCGAGCAGCUUCUCGUGAUCAUCGCUAGCAGAGAUAUGGGCAGGAAAUUUUUCGUCGGCGGCAACUGGAAAUGCAAUGGUACUACGGAUGAAGUGAAGAAGAUAGUGUCAAUGCUCAAUGCUGCUGAAGUGCCAUCUCAAGAUGUUGUUGAGGUUGUUGUCAGCCCUCCAUUCGUGUUUCUUCCUUUGGUAAAAAGUACUCUCCGAUCUGAUUUCCAUGUCGCAGCUCAAAAUUGUUGGGUUAAGAAAGGGGGUGCUUACACCGGUGAGGUUAGUGCUGAGAUGCUUGUCAACCUGGACGUACCCUGGGUAAUUCUUGGCCACUCUGAGAGGCGGGCUUUGUUAGGUGAAUCAAAUGAGUUUGUUGGAGAUAAAGUUGCAUAUGCACUUGCUCAAGGUUUGAAAGUAAUUGCUUGUAUUGGCGAGACUCUUGAACAAAGAGAAGCAGGAUCAACUGUGGAUGUUGUUGCUGCACAAACUAAGGCCAUUGCAGCAAAGAUUUCUGAUUGGACUAAUGUUGUCUUGGCUUAUGAGCCUGUCUGGGCUAUUGGAACUGGAAAGGUCGCCACUCCUGCUCAGGCUCAGGAAGUGCAUCUUGAAUUGAGGAAAUGGCUUGAGACAAAUGUAAGCCCUCAAGUUGCUGCUUCAACCAGGAUUAUUUACGGAGGCUCCGUGAAUGGUGGCAACUGCAAGGAAUUGGCCGGACAACCUGAUGUUGAUGGUUUCCUAGUUGGUGGUGCUUCUCUCAAGCCGGAGUUCAUUGACAUCAUCAAGUCUGCUGAGGUGAAGAAAAGUGCUUGAGUUCAGUUUAAGUCUUGGCUAAUCAAGUUUUGAAGCGGAGAUGUAAUAACCAUUACCUCUAUUGGCUGGGGACUUUGUUGUGCAAUUUUAUUUGUGGCUGCACCUUGAAGUUACCUUCGUUUUUACGAAUAAAACUGACAACCUCUCUGAUAUUAAGAUGUAGUUUCCCUGUCAAAUUUACUGCACUUAAGCAUCAUCUUUUGUUGCGAGGAUCUGGGCUUUACACAGUAUGUGAAUUUUGAAACUAUUUAAGUCGUUGGAAAGGCUGUUGUUGUGGGAGAAUGGCCCAGGGAUUAUAUGAUGAGUUCUGCUAUGAGAGCAGGAACGUCAAUCUAUUUCCAUCUUUAUGCAUGAUGCAGUUCUCAUGUUCAGAUUAA
This is a messenger RNA of Sesamum indicum (sesame), 1260 nucleotides long. It is a transcript of the gene TPI, whose product is annotated as triosephosphate isomerase. Gene Ontology annotation, molecular function: triose-phosphate isomerase activity. Gene Ontology annotation, biological process: glycerol catabolic process; glycolytic process; glyceraldehyde-3-phosphate biosynthetic process. Gene Ontology annotation, cellular component: cytosol. NCBI's taxonomy places the organism in Eukaryota, Viridiplantae, Streptophyta, Magnoliopsida, Lamiales, Pedaliaceae. The record is from RefSeq and is a predicted model, not a curated record.